This is a messenger RNA of Nematolebias whitei (Rio pearlfish), 1660 nucleotides long. RefSeq names its product zinc finger, matrin-type 3 (gene zmat3). The coding region runs from base 118 to 1602 and encodes 494 amino acids. The transcript is spliced from 6 exons. The record is from RefSeq and is a predicted model, not a curated record. Gene Ontology annotation, molecular function: zinc ion binding; nucleic acid binding. Lineage: Eukaryota; Metazoa; Chordata; Actinopteri; Cyprinodontiformes; Rivulidae.
CCUCCUUCAGAUCUCCCCUCGGUGAAAGGCGCAGUGUCUGCGCGAUGGUAGGGGUUGUCAUCCUGUCUGACCGCCCGGUUUUCGGAGAGGAGAAGUUGGCAGAGGGAUGUUCCGGCGAUGAUGGCGUUGCAGAUGAGGAGCGGAGAUGCAGCUUUCUAUCAAUGCGCAGAGUACUGCAGAAACUACACUUCGCCGCCUGUCAGCUACAGUGACAGCAGCCAUUAUCUUGCACGAUUGCCAGGUCCAGAAACCAUGCUGAAGCCCCCACUGAGUCUCUUCAGUCAUCCGCAGCGGCCCUUCCAUUACAUGGACUCUCUGCACCACUUGGGACCUCCACCACUGGCACCUGCACAGCCUCUUGGACCACCACCCAUUGCCCCUACUCAGGCCAUUGGACCCCCAACUCUGGCUCCUACUCAGAGUUUAGGACCUCUUCACAUAACUGCUUCCCAUACAUUAAGGCCUCCAUCCAUUACCCCACCACACACGUUGGCUCCACCACCAAUGCCUCUAGCUCAGUCACUGUGCCCUCCACCAAUGGCACACACUUUAGGACCCCCACCUGUAGAUCCCACACAAACAAUAUUACCUCCCAAUAUGGAUCUAACACAAUCGCUGGUGCCUCCACAUCUUACUCCAUCCCAAGCGCUGGUGCCACCACCUGUAGUGGCACCUACAGCCAAUCGAUUUCCCUUGCCUCCUAGCCCCUUGUCUUCAUCCCCUGCUCCAGACACUGACCCUUCACAGAUGCCCUCAAGACCCCCAGGGCCAGCCCUGAACCCUCCUCCAGUUUCUAGCUACGUCUGUGGUCCUGUUCCAGGUCAAGCAGCCCUGGCCAGUGAGCAGCUCCAGGAUGAGAACUCCUCACUGGGGAUGGAGGAGCAGGAGGACUCUCUUGGGCUAGAAGAACUGUGUAAACCACUGUACUGUAAACUCUGCAACGUCACACUAAAUUCUGCUCAGCAGGCACAAGCUCACUAUCAGGGAAAAAACCACAGUAAAAAACUGAGAAAUUUCUAUGCUGGAAGCCAACAACCACCAGCCAUCAGGAUCCCAGAGGUCCUGGAGGGGGCUGGUCAAACUGUGGGAUCAGGGUCUACAGAUGGUGACACAAGCAGGCAGGCUCUGUAUAAGGGGGCGCCUCGGGUUAUCUUGGCCACAGAGAACGACUAUUGCAAACUGUGCGAUGCCUCCUUCAGUUCUCUAGCAGUUGCACAGGCACACUAUCAGGGCAAAAAUCACGCCAAGAAGCUACGUCUGGCUGAAGCCCAGCAGAACUCCAAUAACAUAGAAGGAAACGUUGAGGCAGCCCCCAGAAAAAAUUGGAAGGAUGGCAGUGAAUAUCGAUUGGUGAAGAACCGUCGCAGCCCACAGUUGCCUGCUGCUAUACCAGGUCCAUACUACAACCCCAGACCGAGGCAGCGCAUCCCCAGGGAUUUAGCCAUGUGUGUAACUCCCAGUGGACAGUUCUACUGCUCCAUGUGCAACUGCGGAGCCGAGCAGGAAAUAGACUUCAGACAGCAUCUGGAGAGCAAGCAGCACAAAGCCAAAGUGUCAGAGUUAAGAUAUCGCCAUGAGAUGGAGAACCUCGGAUACAGCUAAGAGGGGAGGGGAGAAUAAAGAUGGAGACUAAAGUGAGGCAAUGGCAUUGGUAAGCACC